Messenger RNA from Cyclopterus lumpus (lumpfish), 2502 nucleotides. RefSeq names its product forkhead box P3b (gene foxp3b). The coding region runs from base 1174 to 2337 and encodes 387 amino acids. Gene Ontology annotation, cellular component: nucleus. The record is from RefSeq and is a predicted model, not a curated record. Gene Ontology annotation, biological process: regulation of transcription by RNA polymerase II. Lineage: Eukaryota; Metazoa; Chordata; Actinopteri; Perciformes; Cyclopteridae. Gene Ontology annotation, molecular function: RNA polymerase II cis-regulatory region sequence-specific DNA binding; DNA-binding transcription repressor activity, RNA polymerase II-specific. The transcript has 12 exons.
UUAAGCAUCAGGCCAGCGGUAUUUUCUUUUUUUAAGCCUCCCUAUCUUCAGUAAUUGCAAAAGAUGUAAAGCUUAGAUCAAAAGGCUACUUUUGUUCCAAGUCAGAGGAGUUUUGAGUCAUUUCUACUUUCUACCUUUCAAACAGCAGGCCUGAAGAUAUUACAAGUUGAUUUAGGGAUCAUAUUAAGCAUACAGAUUGUCUGCAAUGAUUUUGCUAUCAAGCUUAAUGACUAUUUUAACACUCUGUUACCGGUGCCUUAAGUCAAUGGCUUCCCUCAUUCUGAGGUUUUUUUUGUCAGACAUUUCUUAUAUAGUUUCAUAUAUUUGGGAGAUUCAUCUGUUUGGGAUUUUUCUUUUACAUUUAUUUAAAUCGUAAUUUAUUUAUGUGUGCAUUGUAAUGUAUUUGUGGAUUGUUCUGCGUGUAAUUGUGAGUCUAUUUUAUUUGUAAAUCCUUCUGUGCACAUUUGUGAAUCUUUGUGUUUGCAUUUGUGAGUCUCUCCGUGUGCAUUUGCAAUUAUUGAGACUGAUCUGACCCCAUAAUUGUAAUUUUGUGACUGGAUUUGGAAGUCCAUUUUCAGAUAACAACAAACAUAAGCAUGUGUGUAAUGACAUUUAAUUCAGUUCUUUUCAUGAAAACACGCCAAGAGUUCUCAGGGAGGAUGAAAGAUAUAUUUAGGAGGAGGAGUCUUCGAAGAUGUUUAAAGUAAGAUUGUUGAUAACUGUAUACAAAAGUGUUAAGGGAACAAGGACACAUGUAAUGAAUGUGAUUGUCUAACAAUAUUUAUAUGCAGGAAUUAAUUUUAUACUUUAGAUAUGUCACUAAAAUAGCCUGCUGGCUAUGUUAAUAGUAGAUUGUUUUACAUAUCAAUGCUAUAAUAUUUAAAUGUCAGCGCAUACAUUAUUAUUUCAUUAUUAUUAUAAUUGGUCAUGUUUUCUCCACGAACUAAACUUAUGUAUGUUUCAUAUUAAAUCACUUAGUUAGGUUUAGGAAAUACAUUAAAGCUUAAAUAAGUACAUAAACUAAAUAAAGCAUUGACAACAUAACAUUAGGAUGGAAAACACAUCAUAAAGCUCACUAACGUCAACACGUCUCAAACACAGACUCCUGAAAGCAGGUUUGGGAUUAUCGAGGUAACUUCAUGGGGACUCUGGGUUCACUUCUGAUCGAUCACCAUGGUUACUUACGCUAAACAGAUGCCAGAGACUUCCUAUGAGAGACGUGGCGAAGCUCAACCACAACAUGACAAGAUCAUAAAGCUGAAGGAGCCAUGCCCCCCUCCUCCUCCUCCUCCCACAGGAAAUCAGAGUUCCACUAUGGAAGGCACAAGACAGAAGCAGCAGAGACCAUCAGUGCUGCGUCAGGUUACCCAAGCAGCUUCCAGACGACAACACGUGCAUCCAGAAAGUAGUGCAGCCGUCUCCAUUUGCAAGGAAGAGGUUGAUGCAGUCCGUCGACCCCCGUCGCCUUCACCCCACAUGGGCCCCUCUUCCAAGCAGAGCUCCAUUCAGGCCAUGCUUCAUGACGGGUCUUCCCUUGGACCCAAGUCUGAAGGUACUUCUGUUCCAGACCUUUGUGUUCCUGCCAGCAUCCCGAAGGAGACCAGUGCCCUGUUUGUGCGUGGCCUCUGUGGCUGGCCUGGCUGUGACGUGACGUCUGAAGACUUCCCUCGGUUCCUUAAGCAUCUCCAUUGUGAACACAGUCAUGGGGACAGAAGCAUCGCUCAGUGGAAGGUCCAGCAAGAUAUGGUUCAGUGCAUGGAAAGUCAGCUCAUCCUGGAAAAACAGAAACUAAUUGCGAUGCAACUUCACCUGCACCUCUCUGAACACAGACACACCGACUUGGCAGCUUCUGAGUGGCCGUACAGCCUUCCUCUGUUCCUGCCCCGGCCUCAGGUAACCGAUGGAGAUCGAGGACAACAAUGGGGCAUUCGACAUCUGGAGGAGUUGUCCCAACAUGGCUCUCCUCACAUUCUCCCAGAUCUGGUCCCCAGUAUUGAAUGUUACAAACACAACAACAUCAGGCCACCGUACACCUACGCCUACUUGAUAAGAUGGUCUAUCCUGGAGUCUCUAGAUCAACAGAGAACCCUGAAUGACAUUUACAACUGGUUCACGACCAUGUUCUUCUACUUCAGACACAACACUGCUACCUGGAAGAAUGCAGUGCGGCACAACCUCAGCCUGCACAAGUGCUUUGUGCGGGUGGAGGGAGGAAAGGGAGCUGUGUGGACGGUGGAUGAAGCAGAGUACCAGAGGAGGAAGGGACAGAAGUAUCACAGGGAUUGUCCUGUGAAGUGGCUCGCCUCCUACCCUCCUUACGGUCCAGAGGACCCCUGAACACCAGCAGGUGGAAGCACUGAGCUACACCUUUAGACCCAUUCACAUGCAGGUUUACUGCAUGAAGAACUGCUCCAAUGCCUUGUUGUUACAUCCAGAUGUUUCAAACUUAUACGUAUUCACUGAUUUCUAAUUGUUUUGGAAAAAUAAACAAAGCCAACAUUA